AUGUUUGUGUUCUUUUGUGUCGUCUGUUGUGUUAUCGUUUUAUUAUUGUAUUUUGUUCAUGAUGGCUCAAAAAGUUCGUUACGUUCAAAUACACGUGCGCGCGGUUACUCACACAAGCCGCUGGCAUCUGUUUCCUCUGUUAAUCUAUAUAAACAAGCAGAACCAAAGGUCUCUUGUUCCAACCUGACAGAACAAUUAUGGACAGAAACAUUUUCCUACGAAACAUACUUGUCCUAUAUUCUUGCUUGGAAGCCAACUUGGCUUGACGAGCCCAGUUUGGCACCGGGUGUUUUGUAUAAAGACUAUUGCGUGGGUAAUCGCUUGCCGAUUCAAGUAAAAACAAAAUACACCUCAUUUAGUGAUUAUGAAUUAGCACAUUUACCUUGGCUGCUCGAAGAAACAUGGGAAACUAUAAAACGAGAUGAUCAACAACAUUUCGAAGAAAAAAAUUAUCAAUCAUCAGGGGUGUUUGAUCUGUGCUUAUGCACCGAAGAAAAGCAGCCAAGACUUGGCUUGAUGAUGUUACGCUGCCAAAUUCUUGUUGAUAAAGACAAUCAGACGCUGCCAAAAUUCGAUGAUCUUCUUCUUGUCACGACUUCUCGAAAUCAACAACUUUUUGGUUUACAACGAGAGAAAAAAGUAAUUUUCAAUCAUCAUAUAAUUCAUGAGACCUUGGUUACUGAUGCACACUUGUACACUAAGCCAGCAAAAGUCAUUUGUAGCGAAUUAUCAAUUUACAUAUCUUUAAAAUACGCAUCGUUCAUCACUGGCUCGAACGUGCAAGUGCAAGUGAUCACGUCGCUUAUUUCCAAUCUGCGCCGUUUUCGAACAUUGGCUUCACUUCACUCGUUCCCGAUUGUCUCAGACCUUCUAUCUCCAGGAGUCAAUGAUAAUCUUUUCUCAUUGAACUCGUCGCAUGUGCAGCAGCCCGAUGUAAUGAGCGGUGAAGCAAAAAAUGAAAUGCAGGAUCGUGUGAUCAAUGAAGCUGUUUCCAUUGUAUGCCAAUCAAAUAGAUAUCGACCUCGAGUCUAUAUUGUUCAGGGGCCACCAGGAACAGAGAUCUAUUCGUCGAAGCAAGCAAGCUACAGAGAACUGCGUGAAUUGGAACAAGGUAAACUUGCAGAAGCCGACGUAGUUUUCUCGACGCUCAACUACGUCGGAAAUUCAAUUUUUGACUCCUUUGGUUCCGACACCAAUCAGUCUCCAUGGUUCGACUGUUUGAUCGUCGAUGAAGCUGGUCAAUGUCUCGAGAUUGAUACGUUUAUUCCAUUACGCUUAAGGAUUCCUUGUAUGCUACUUUUUGGCGAUCCUGAACAAUUUCCACCAACUGUUCUAUCACAAAGGGCACAAAAUGCCAAUUUCGGUCAAUCACUUCUUGCACGCCUCUAUUCAUUGUUCAAAUCGACUGAUCUUAUUCGCAUGCUAAACAUUGUAAGCGAUGCCAAAAAUCACGAGAACCUCAUGCUAGUCGAAUCACUAUGUUUAAACGAAUUUAGAAAGAUAAAAAUCAUUGCCUGA
Rotaria socialis is the source of this 1518-nucleotide messenger RNA. NCBI's taxonomy places the organism in Eukaryota, Metazoa, Rotifera, Eurotatoria, Philodinida, Philodinidae. The record is from the annotation of a GenBank genome assembly.